GAGCAGGUGCGCUCCAGCUGUGUGUACGAACUUAAAUAAAUACAUUGGGAGGGCAGUUAUGACUACUGUGUGAUUUGAAGACAUUGGGCGGGGUAUUAACGUCUUAUAUAAAGCUGUGAACGGGGGAGACAUAAGACAGUUCAACUUACAUUUUGACAAGAAGACUUCUGUCAGCAUGAGUCAGAUGAAGCCCUUUCUCUACAGUACCAGUCAAAGGGUUCUCUCGUUCGUGUGGUAGUGUGUGUGCUGAUGUUGGUGGUUGUGUGUCGAGCUCAGUGCUUCUUCCAAGGGCUGGAGACCAAAGACCCCAAGACUCCAACAAAGGGGUGUGUGGAUAAGGAGGGAAAGCAGCAUGUGUUUGGUUCUUCAUGGGUGAAGGACUGCUACGACUGUUCCUGCUCCAUGCGAGGCAUCAGAUGCUGCAACAGGAUCCCAGAGGUGGUGGAUCUCUCAGCAGAGUGUGAGAUGGUGGUGGACAGAAAAGCCUGCUCAUACAGACUGGUGAUGAAGUCAGACAAGACCAAGGACUGUAACAGCUCCUUCAGUAUGGUCUUAUAAAAAUGUCUGCAUGGUUGCAUGUACACACCAACAUGUAUAGAUGGAAUUUACAUCAAAUAAAACAAGGCAACAGUGAA
Molecule: messenger RNA, 635 nt
Organism: Oncorhynchus masou masou (cherry salmon)
Lineage: Eukaryota; Metazoa; Chordata; Actinopteri; Salmoniformes; Salmonidae
Product: beta-microseminoprotein-like
Exons: 5
Coding region: 250-558 (102 amino acids)
Source: RefSeq, a predicted model, not a curated record